GGUCUAUCUUCAAAUUCUUGCUUCUGUUUCAACAGGAAGAAGCAGGCAGAUUUGAACAUCUCUUUUCGAGCUUCUCUGAUCAUCAUGAUGAAGCUUAGACACAAAAACAAAAAACCAGGUAAAGGUUCUAAAGGCUGUAAGAAGCCCGCAAGGCAAAAUGGGAAGAAAGUAACGUCCAGACCAUCAUCUGCUCCCCAGAUUGUUCAUGGCAAUGACCAUGCCAGUCGGGAGGCCGAAUUAAAGAAGAAAAGGGUUGAAGAGAUGAGGGAGAAGCAGCAGGUUGCUCGGGAGCAAGAGAGACAAAGACACAGGACCAUGGAGAGCUAUUGUCAGGAUGUCCUGAAACGUCAGCAGGAGUUUGAACAAAAGGAAGAAGUUUUGCAGGAAUUAAAUAUGUUUCCUCAGUUGGAUGAUGAGGCCACAAGGAAGGCCUAUUAUAAGGAAUUCCGGAAGGUGGUAGAGUACUCUGAUGUGAUUCUGGAAGUCCUAGAUGCCAGAGACCCAUUGGGCUGCCGGUGUUUCCAGAUGGAGGAGACUGUCCUCCGUGCAGAAGGCAACAAGAAGCUGGUCUUGGUCUUGAAUAAGAUAGACCUGGUUCCCAAGGAGAUUGUGGAAAAGUGGCUGGAAUACCUUCGCAAUGAACUGCCGACUGUGGCUUUCAAGGCCAGCACACAGCAUCAUCAGGUCAAAAACUUGGUAAGCUUUAAGUUACGGUGUCUAGCCUCUUCCAUUGUGGUUUGGGGCCAUGGUUGUAGGUGUUAAGAUUUGGAUUGGGCUUUCAAGUUUGAGGUAUUUUCUCUAGUGGGUGACUUGUUAAUUUUUAUUCCAACUUCUUCCUGUGUUAUUGCCCUUCAGAAAGCAUGCUUUUCUCCACCUGUGAGGGUGUAAUGAUGCAUGCUAUCUAUAAAAGGUCUGGAAAAUAGAGUUAACUACUUCUUAACUCUUCAAAAAUGUCCAUUU
This is a messenger RNA of Rattus rattus (black rat), 960 nucleotides long. Its product is annotated as guanine nucleotide-binding protein-like 3-like protein. The record is from RefSeq and is a predicted model, not a curated record. Gene Ontology annotation, cellular component: nucleolus. NCBI's taxonomy places the organism in Eukaryota, Metazoa, Chordata, Mammalia, Rodentia, Muridae. The transcript is spliced from 7 exons. Bases 85 to 762 code for a protein of 225 amino acids.